AUGGCUCCGACCGCGGUAAAUAUGCCCAUGGAACAGUUGACCGUGCACAGUGCCUCCUACCGGCCGCUCCCGCUCCCGUUGCGGGUGUGUCGCUGUCGGACACCCGUUAAACGGUCGCUCGCUCCGUCGUUCGUCACCACUGCACACCGGGAAGCAUAUCGACGGAGAGACCCACAGGAACCGAUCAAGUCGAAGCCACCUCCAGACCACGGGUUCCUGGCCGGAGACGGCGUUGACCGUUUCCACUGCACGUCGUACAAAAUGCAUUACCCAGUAAAAGACGGACUGCACCGCGCUCGACCGGUCACCCCUCCCGUCCGGCCGUCGCUGGUACACGUUUCAAUGGAAGCGGAGACGACUACCGGCAACGCGUACCGCCGUCCCGCUACACCGAAACUUUGGCGACGCCCUUCGAGUGCUUACAUUGUGUCGCCGGAACCGAUGGAGACGACAUCAGUGCACCGAUCUAGUUACAAACCACCACCGUGUAAUUUUGACUCAAAGGCAAAGGCUGACAUCUGCCCUAGACGCGCAUUUGUCGACGAAUCGCUAAGGUCCGCGAUGCCCAUCAAUAGUCACACCACAUACACGACCUCGUAUCACACGAGACAUCCGAAUUUAAAACUUCUGGGACCGAUACCAGAAAAAUUGCGGCAGAUGCAGGGGUCGGAAAAAGCGCCAACGGCCCACAGCUACAAUAUACCGAAUAGCAAUAAAUUGGUUAAAUGUACGAGAAAAAUUGAACACACAACAUAAAUACCAGCUUAUUUGAAUAAUGAGUUUUCAUGAAAAUGCCGUUUUAAAUAUUGUAGUUAUUGCUGGAAUAUAUGUGAUAUAAUUAUGCAUAUAUUGGUAAAUAAUGAUAAUAUAUGCAUAAUGCAGUAUAUGGUUCACAAUUAGCGUGCGAUGAUGCCGGGGUGCAGAGAAAUACGAUAUGCAUGUAUUAUAAUAGGCGAAAAUAGGAAAUCGAUAGAAAAUUAUUUUGAGAUUUAUUAGACUAUACGUUUCAAAUCGAAUCUCAAAUACUAAAUUUGCUACAACACCCCUUAUACGCGCACAAUAAAUUGUGUGCAUUAUGCGAAUAACGCGCGAUACAUAUAGCGUUAAAUUCUUACACCCCUAAAAUGCAUCGGCCGUACA
Myzus persicae (green peach aphid) is the source of this 1140-nucleotide messenger RNA. RefSeq lists its product as uncharacterized. NCBI's taxonomy places the organism in Eukaryota, Metazoa, Arthropoda, Insecta, Hemiptera, Aphididae. The coding region runs from base 1 to 756 and encodes 251 amino acids. The transcript is spliced from 2 exons. The record is from RefSeq and is a predicted model, not a curated record.